CAAAUCUGCAACAUAAAUCUUGGUGUCGAUAAAGGUUCGUGUUUAAACGGCUCAAUAGAAAACCAUCUACAGUUAAACCAUCGGCUAUUUCUUAACUCGCCAGAAUUCUUAACAGUAAUAAUUCUUAAACCGAUAUUUGUUUGAUUGACGGCUUAGAUUCUAAAUACAGAUUUGCUGACUAGCUUUAGUUAAAAAGAACAUGUACAUUCAUGUAAUAAGAUUGUCUUAUCGGCUUCUUAUCUCCGAGAACUAAUCACAAUUGGAGAAAUUAAGGUCGACAGAAGUGCCAAAAAUCUGAAUUUUGAGAGGAAACUAGUUUCUCUACCAGUUGGACAAACAUUAGAAUACAGUUCUUCAAUUCAAAUCCGAAUAUUUGUAUAUUAUUUUAGUGGUUUUCGGUUUAAGUUUAUGUAAACUGAAUAACAUACUUAUGAUGAGCAUGCCUCUAGGCAUAACACGACCACGGUGGAUUAGAUACACGGUAAUUUUUAUUUCGAGUGAAAAAAUUGUUCUUACUUGAACCUCUAAAUCCGCUCAACGAUUUACUGUAGCCGUGUACAUUGUAUAAUGGAAUAAUAUUAACCGCUUUAGCUAUUCACUACACAACUAGAGGUUUUGUGAUUUCGAAUCGGCAGGCGUGGCGAACAUGAGUGGGAAAAAACUUAUUCUCGACUUUGCCAGUUGUUUCAUAGCGCAUUAACAGAAGACAAGUUCUAUAUCUCGGGCGCGCCAGUCACUAGGAAUUAACUCACCGAUAGAUAUAUAGAGAGUGUGCGAGUGUGUAACAUUACAGCGGUUACAAGGGAAAACUAAUGUGAAGCCAUCUCUUACCCGAUAAAAGUAAAAUCAAAGUAGGAAUCACUCAUCCAUAGCUCGGGAGUGAAAAUAUCGCCUAGACUGUCGAUCUUCAGUCAUCGAACACAUUGGAUCGAUCAAAAGAGAACGUCGUUUGCAUGCGAUAGUAGUAAGAGCGUGGCUAGUUUGUUCUUGUGGUUAACUUGUUCCGUUACUAAGAGCUAUACGUGAACAGCGGGGACAGUACCAUGUCUUUUCAAAAUGCUCCUAGUUGAAUUGAGUAAAAGUGUGAGAUUACUAAAGAUGGAGUGUUAUGUAAGACUGGAAUAAAAACUAACUACAUUGAUACACCGAUUCAGUGGAAUGGCGGAUUCGGCACGAGACGUUAGUUUUGUGUAUGACAACAUUUCGCGGCAAAAUGUGACGGAUCUAAUAGUGGAUAUGUUUACAAAUGUCACAACCACGAGCUCUAAUGUCAAUGAUUCCGCUCCACAGGAUACCGGCCCACCGCCAGCACCGUAUCCCCUAUGGGUAGAAAUAAUUAUUGCGGUUAUUAUUGUUUGUUUAAUAAUAGGCACGGUAGUGGGAAAUUCUUUGGUGUGUAUUGCUGUGGGGAUCGUGAAAAGAUUGCAGUCACCCUCCAACUUACUUAUCGUUUCUCUAGCCGUGUCGGAUUUGCUAGUGGCCCUACUGGUAAUGCCCUUUGCCAUGUUCCUGGAUAUUAAAGGGGCGUGGUUAAUGGGUGAUGCGUUAUGUGAUGUUUGGACUUCGUUGGAUGUUAUGCUGUGUACUGCGUCAAUUCUCAAUCUGUGCAUGAUAAGUGUUGAUAGAUAUUUUGUGAUUACGAGACCAUUUCAAUAUGCCAUGAAGAGGACGCCUAAAAGAAUGCUUCUCAUGAUCGCAGUAGUGUGGGUUUCAUCUGGUCUGAUAUCAAUUCCACCAGCAUUUGGUUGGAAGACUGAAAGACCUGCCUAUGUUUGUUUAAUUAGCCAAAAGUUAGGGUAUCAAAUCUAUGCAACUAUAGGUGCCUUCUAUUUGCCUCUUGCGGUAAUGAUCGUGGUCUACUUUAAGAUUUGGAGAGUGUCUUCGCGAAUAGCCAAGGCGGAAAAUAGGUCGAAGGUAGGAAGUUUUGAUAAAGGUGUCGAAUUUCAGGUGGGUCGUCGCUCUAAAGACAGUGGCGACAGUCACACGCUACCCAAUGGUACCCUGACGGUGCCAGGGUCGGGGGAAGACGACGAAAUAUUACCAAAGAAACAAAACUCAAUGAAAAGACGGCGUUUAAGCCGCUUUAAUUUCAAAUCGCUCUUACCACGGAAUCAGAGGAUGAACCAUUCUUUGGAGAGUAAGGCAACAAAAACAUUGGGCAUCAUAAUGGGGGGAUUUACGGCCUGUUGGCUACCGUUCUUUAUUUUAGCUCUUGUGCGGCCCUUUUGUGGCGCCGAAGAAGAACAUUGCCAAAUACCUUAUUGGCUAACUAGUGCUCUUAUGUGGUUAGGUUAUGCUAACUCAUUUUUAAACCCCGUUAUUUACGCACGUUUCAACAGAGAAUUUAGGACUCCGUUUAAGGAAAUUCUAUGUUUUCGGUGUAAAGGAAUUAAUACUCGAAUGCGAUCGGAAAGUUACGUGGAACAAUAUGGCCACCCUGAUCCUUCAUAUAAGGACAGUUUAAAACCAACAACGGAUACGGUAGUGAAGUAUAACAGCCACGGACAGACGGUGGUGGCGCUAGGUAACGGCUCGGCUAAUGGGCAAAGUGAAAGUAGAAUCUAGACUGUCCACAGAAUAAUUGUUAUUCCUGGACCGUUUAAUAACGAUGUGAAAAACAUUUUCUUUCAUAAAAUAUGUGUAUCAAAUCGUUGUCCAGUCCAUGUCCCAUUUGAUGAUACAAUUGUGAUAGUACUCUUUUGAAUAUCUUGAAUCGGGGCGUUGCCUGGCUACAAAACUCAAAAGCCCCAGUAUAACACUUAUGUCACUGGCAAUAAAUAUUUAAAUAAUUAUAAAGGUGAUAAUCUCCCGCGGAAUAAUUUAAUAAUGUGAUUUUUUUAUGAGAAAAAAGACGGACAGAAACACCAUCUGUUUAUUAGAUAAGUAAUUGAAUAUAUCAUGGUGUGUUACUUUCGUGCUGUGCUCAGAUGAAUUGAUAUAAUGAUAAAUUCCUGGAAGUAGAAUUUAGAUUGGCACCAUGUGGGAACUAUUUGUUUACAUCGUGAUUUUUUUUUUGUAUCGUGUGAACUUUGACCUUGUACAAAUCGAUGCCCUUUCCCGGGGUUAAAACAGGGUCUCUGCUGAAGAAAUUGUUCUUCCAUGUGAACCAAUACUGCUGAAAUUCCGAUCUUCUGCACCCUUCAACGGUCUGGUAGUUCCAGGUAUCUGACUCGAGGAAUUUGAAUUUCAAAUGAAUUGGAUUAUCAACCAAUGAGAUUACAGUUUACAAAGAAUUAAUGUGCACGAUAACUCAGCACAUAUGGUCACGUAAGUUAUAAAGAAAAGUCAAAAUAUUUAGUUUGACAGAAUUUCCCAAAAUAAAAUGAAAUCACAAAUGAAAACAAUUCUAAAGAAUUUAAUGAAAAGAUGUAAAAAAUUGAUUUAAUUUACUAAUAUAAUUAGUCGAAGAGGUGCAAUUCAAAUUAACAGCUUGGGUUGUUUUCCCGCCCUUUGUGUGAUAAUGAUGUUAUUUAUUAACUUAUUAACGCUCACGUGUUGUUUUAUUGGUACAUAAUAAGAGUAUAGAAUUGUUAAGUUAUCAUUGUUAACUGUAUUAAGGUUCCCAUUAUUAUAAUAAGUAAUAUAUUUAUAUCUACCAUUUGUAAAUACGGAAUGAAUGGACCUUUAAAGAAUGAAUGAAUGGAAGAAUGGACGAAUGAAUGAACGUAUUCAUAUAAUAUGUUUUGUAUAGUUUUUUUUAUAUUUUAGUUUAAAGCUAAACCCUUCUUUAACAGUUUUAUGAUCGUUUUCAUUGUUAAAGAAAUUUGUUUUAAAUUUUGAUUUAAUUUUUUUAUUAUGUUAGUUUCUUCAAAAGAAAUAAUUCUUUAAAUGCCAAAACUGUA
Molecule: messenger RNA, 3842 nt
Organism: Patella vulgata (common limpet)
Lineage: Eukaryota; Metazoa; Mollusca; Gastropoda; Patellidae
Product: 5-hydroxytryptamine receptor 1
Exons: 2
Coding region: 1159-2565 (468 amino acids)
Biological process (GO): adenylate cyclase-activating adrenergic receptor signaling pathway
Cellular component (GO): membrane
Molecular function (GO): G protein-coupled amine receptor activity
Source: RefSeq, a predicted model, not a curated record